AGGAAAAAGAAAUCCCUAGUUUUUAUCUUACUGGACUCCCUUCUGAUUAAGUACUACACCGUCUGCGAUUGCCCGCCGCCGACUUCUUUCAUCACUCUGGAUUAACUCAACCGGAUUUAUACCGAGUCCAGCUGGUGAUAUUUCAGCAUUGCAGAGGAAUACGAGAUAGGGAUGUCUAAGAAGAAGAAUCCACUUGUAUUCUUUGAUGUGUCAAUUGAUGGGAGUCCUGCAGAGCGAAUUACUAUUGAGUUGUUUGCCGAUGUUGUUCCUAAGACGGCUGAGAAUUUUCGGGCACUUUGUACUGGUGAAAAGGGGAUUGGAUCUUCAACUGGAAAGCCUCUACACUACAAGGGAUCUAGUUUUCAUCGCAUAAUCAAAGGAUUUAUGGCACAGGGUGGUGAUUUUUCAAAAGGAAAUGGCACUGGAGGAGAAAGCAUCUAUGGAGGGAAAUUUCCUGAUGAAAAUUUCAAACUGGAUCAUAGUGAGGCUGGUCUUCUCUCAAUGGCAAAUAGUGGUCCAAACGCAAAUGGUUCUCAGUUCUUCAUAACCUUCAAGCGCCAACCUCAUCUUGAUGGGAAGCAUGUUGUGUUUGGUAAGGUUGUAGAGGGAAUGGAAGUUAUUAGGAGAGUUGAACGAGUGGGGACAGCAGAUGGAAAGCCGUCUGGUGUUGUAAAGAUUGUAGAUUCUGGUGAGUCAUCUCAGAGCAGCACGCAUGAUGCCUUUGGAACUCAGACAGGAAGAAAGAAAAAAUCAGCCAAACCUGUAUCUCCCGACGACAGUUCUGAUGGGCGUGUUAAAGGAAAUCGUAAAUCAGAAGACUGGAGGAAGAGGAAAAAAAGGAAAUACUCUUCAUCUGAUUCAUAUAGCUCUGAUACAGAUUCUGAAUCAUACUCUUCAGAUACUGAUUCUUAUACAGAUUCUGAAUCUGAUUCUGAAUCAGAUUCUUUAUCUUCAAGUUCUUCCAGUGAUGGAAGGCGGCACAGAAAGAGGAGAAGGUUGAGAGAGAGAAAGAAGCGUAGACAUGGAGAGAAAAAAGGGACUGGACGAAGUGUCAGGAGAAGAGUUAAAAAGGAUAAAAGAUCAAAGAGGAAAUGGAGUUCAGGAAGUUCUAGUGGCUCAGAGAGUGACAACAGUAGCAGCAGCAGGAGAAGCUCUGAUGCUGAAAUUGCAAAGCGCCCAAAUAAAGAGAAGAAAGUUCCAGCCCCUGUAAUAGGGCAGCAGAAGGAUAAUAAACAGAAGAUGGCAGAGGGCAACUUAUCUGACGAAGAGAGAGAACCUUCUCAGAAGAAUAAUGAACUUUCGAAUAAUGGUGACAGUACAGGAGCAAAGGCUGACAAAGCUACUAAGCUGGAUUGUGAUUCAGAUGAUUCAAGAAAAUCAAGUCCUAAACAUGGUGCUAGAUCAAGGCAAAAAUUGAGCAGUCAGAGGAGUUCUAGUACGAGUCCUAAAAGAGGCAUGAGUCAGGGGGUCAAUAACGAGAGUAGAACUCUUAGGACAUCCAGUCAACUAAGGGACAGAAGUCCACUGCAUGGCAAACCUCCACCUGCUGCAUUAAAUCAGCAUGAAGACUCCAGAAGCCAUUCACCAAAUGGAGCUACUGGACGCAUUAGGAAAGGCCGUGGCUUCACUGAUCGCUAUUCCUUUGUGAGACGCUAUCGUACCCCAUCUCCUGAAAGAUCACCUCAGAGGUCUUAUCGCUAUGGUGGGAGAAAUAUUGCGAGGAACCAGGAUAGGUAUCCAAGCUACAGAGGCUAUUCUGAACGCUCACCACCACGGCGGUACAGAAGUUCGCCAAGAGGCAGGAGUCCACCAAGAUAUGAACGGAGGAGUCGUCGAAGUAGAAGUGACUCUCGUAGCCCUGAUGCUCACCGUGGCCGUGAAAGGCGUCGCAGCAGGAGUCCUGUGCGCAGUCCUAGCCCCGUCAACGCACGGGGUGCAGUAAGUGAUAGACUUAAAUCACGCCUAGGACCACCAGUGGAUGACUUUCAUCCGAGUAGGGGGGUGUCAACUUCAAGCUCUAAGGGCCAUGGUUCUCAUUCUGGAUCUCCUAAUGCUACUCAACAAAAAAUAGCACAACAAACUACCAGAUCUCAAUCAAGCUCCCCUGGGGAGCAGAGGGGAUUGGUCUCAUAUGAGGAUGUUAGUCCUAUUGGAGUGUCAACAUAGUUGUAGGUUCCACCAUGAUGAUGAAGAUUGAUAAAUUUGCUGUCGCAGAAGAUUAUUAGAGUGGUAAUGAGAAAAGAACUAUGGGUUCCAAGAUAGUUCUUGCAUUUUCAUACGUAACACUGGCCAAUAGUUUAUUUGAGAUGUUUAACAUUUCCUUAUUCCUAUUCUGGUGAUUUAGCUUCCUGUUUUUAACAUGAAUUAUUAAGACUUGAGAACAGCUAUCCGAUUUGAAGUCCUUUGUCCUGUUUCUAAGUUUUUGUUUUCCGGGGAAUAGUUCCAGUACAUGUUAUAUGCAGCCUAGUGAACUUCA
Molecule: messenger RNA, 2476 nt
Organism: Coffea eugenioides
Lineage: Eukaryota; Viridiplantae; Streptophyta; Magnoliopsida; Gentianales; Rubiaceae
Product: peptidyl-prolyl cis-trans isomerase CYP63
Exons: 14
Coding region: 172-2166 (664 amino acids)
Biological process (GO): protein folding; protein peptidyl-prolyl isomerization
Molecular function (GO): peptidyl-prolyl cis-trans isomerase activity
Source: RefSeq, a predicted model, not a curated record